AAGACAGUGUUGAGAAAGGAUUCCUUGAGUUGUUAAACUUGUUGUGGGUGGCGUUAACUCAUUAGCUUUACUACCAUCAUCGUCAAUGUGUCAAAGCACACGCGAUUCCAUUUCUAAGGAUGUGUAUAUUUUCUAAAGUUAAACGGAGAUGAUUGAAUAAUCAUGUUUGGUCGGAGAAAUAUCAAACUGGGAGAAGAAAAAAUUAUGGCGGAAGAAAGGAAGAAGUUCUUCACCCUGGUAAAGAAGCUUCAUGUAUAUUACCGUGAUCAACUGAGUGCAGCACUCAUCUCCAUUAGCAAGUUUGAGAAAGGUAGGAAGUAUUUCAUCCGAGCUCUGAAGGUAAUCUUCCCGGUAAGCUAUGACGAUAUCCCGGUACUGACACUCCAGAACAUGGAAGACGAUCUUGCACUUUAUAAAGAGAAAAGUCCAGAGAACAGCGUGAUAGAUAACGCCGUUACCUGUGGAACCACUUCUGUAAGAUCCGCAACUGGACUAAGCCCUGAAGUAAUUGGAAAUCGACUAGAAUCGACACCUGUAAGAACCAGAGCAUCGUCUACAAGGAGGGAGGAUCCGGCUAUCAGCCAACACAAAGCUCACUGUCAAAUCAUUGAAACGUUCUUGAAAAAUAUCCACAACUUUCGACUUUUUCGGCAACAUGUCAAAAUGAACAUCGUCACGAAGCUUCAGAAAAUACCGAAUAAUGUUGUCGAAACCGAUAUGCAAAAGAGAGCGCUGGGUGAGAUAGAGGCCUUACUUGGUGCCUGGACUAUACUUCUGGACCGGAAUAACAACCUUGUCAGACUUGUCCAUCCGGAGGUCGGCGAGCAGGCCAAUAAGAUAUUUGAGACUGAACAAGAGAUGGCGUACUAUACGGGCAUACUAAGCGUACUGCCGAAACUUAAUGACAUUGCCAACAAAAUCGAAUUUGCUCUGACGAAAUAUGAAAUGAGUGCAGACAGAGUUUAAAAAUGCAACUGUGGGCUUUGUGACAACUAUUCACAAAGUAAUAAGGGUAUAUUUUGGGGCAAUUUUGAACUACUGUAAGUCUUACUUGUUUUCGUCUCAUUGCAUUUGGAAAAAUUGACGAGAAAUGUUAAGACCAUUUACUAUAUCGACGAACGGCCUCUUUGGUAAGCUUUUACUUACCUGAAGAACCAUUAUGGAAAAAAGUGGUCAAAGCAAAUAGCAGGCGGUCCGACGGCAGUACGUUAUGUCAACGCUACCUCCUUAAUAAGGUGAAGGACGAUUUGUCUCUAUGGAAUAAUGGAUGUUGUGCGCUCCAAACCUUUGAUCUUUGUAAAAAAAAACUUCAUAAGUGUGCCGCCUGUUAUUCUGAAAUAAAUAUUCAUAAAGGAAUUAAAAAGACACUUAGCUUUUGUUGUUAAUAAAAUUCCAAUUUGAUUGUGCCGUCGAAGUAACGAUUAAUUAAUAUUUUCAUAAUUAUUUUGAGGCAUAGGACGUCUACGUGAGAAUGUGCAUAGUUACAUAGGCUAAUUGUGCAUGAAUACAUUGUAGUUUGUCAUUCAAAACGAUAAAGAAAUUGUCGAAAAUUACUUAACUAUAAUAAAUUUGUUGGAAAACACUUGA
Lytechinus variegatus (green sea urchin) is the source of this 1587-nucleotide messenger RNA. RefSeq lists its product as uncharacterized. The record is from RefSeq and is a predicted model, not a curated record. NCBI's taxonomy places the organism in Eukaryota, Metazoa, Echinodermata, Echinoidea, Temnopleuroida, Toxopneustidae. The transcript is spliced from 2 exons. Bases 163 to 966 code for a protein of 267 amino acids.